ACCCGCAAGGCGAACCUAACCACAGAAUCUGGGGCUCUAUUAGAAACUAUACAUCGCUCAUUUCCCUAUUCCUUGUCACGAGCCAGAGGCACCUCCCAUUCAAAACAAAUUGCAGGCUUCCUCCCAGAAACUCCCCCUCCAUUUAUCUCUCCUCUUCUCAGGACUCCUUUCAAGGACUCCGUUUCAAUUCAUGGCGGAGUUUGUGGAGAACUUCAAUUGCCUUAAGCCCUCUCUCCCCUUCAUGGAAAUGGAUCCAUGCUGUGAGCUGAUGGGCGAGUUUGCAGAGCUUAAUUGCACUGCCAUGGAGAACUCCAGCGUGGGACUGAUGGGCUUCCCCAGUGAGAACUAUUUGUCUCACCAGCCUGAGUUCUCGAUGCCAUUCGCUGAUAACUUGUCUUGCUUUUUGCCCCUGGAGUGCGCGAAACCGGUUACCGUUAGUCAGCCUGUGACUUCCAACGGGGAGCAGAGUCCUGGAGACGGGAAAAGGAAGGCGAAGGCAGCACCAGAGACCAGCUCUGCGAACUCCUCUGAACCUCCUACAGAGAGUUGUUUAAGAGAUGACAAGUCCAAGAGGAAGACUGGUUCAGGGAGUGUGAAGAGGAGGAGGAGCAAUUCAAAGGAAGUGGUGAAGCCAAAGGAGGUGGUUCAUGUCAGGGCAAGAAGAGGCCAAGCUACUGACAGCCACAGUCUAGCUGAAAGGGUAAGGAGGGAGAGGAUUAAUGAAAAAAUGAGAUGUUUGCAGGACCUUGUUCCUGGAUGCUAUAAGGCCAUGGGCAUGGCGGGGAUGCUCGACGAAAUAAUUAACUAUGUGCAAUCACUGCAGAACCAAGUUGAGUUUCUUUCAAUGAAGCUUUCGGCAGCAAGCUCGUUCUAUGACUGCAGCUUGGACUUGGAACCUAUGGCGACACCACAGGUGGGCGACGCGUGUGAGGCCCAAGAUGUGGAGAGGGCAAGGACGGAAGCGUAUGGGUGGUGCACCAGCUUCCACUCAACAAAUCCCUUUUGACUCGCACUUUUGGCUCUUGUCUCUGCCAUGUCUUCGACCGCAUACGUUUGCCCUUCCUCCUCCCAGCCCGAUCAAGAAGCCUGCCCCUCCUCAUCAUCCCAUGCAUGACACACCUGCACAUGAACCAUGUACUUCCCCACACACGUGCAAGGCAACGUAUAGCAUAUACCUUUGUCAUGUAUUUUUCUCGUCUGUUUAUUUUCUAUGAAGAAAGGGAAAAAAAUAAUCUUAUCGUAUGAUAUAUUUUAA
Molecule: messenger RNA, 1255 nt
Organism: Phoenix dactylifera (date palm)
Lineage: Eukaryota; Viridiplantae; Streptophyta; Magnoliopsida; Arecales; Arecaceae
Biological process (GO): regulation of DNA-templated transcription
Cellular component (GO): nucleus
Molecular function (GO): protein dimerization activity; DNA-binding transcription factor activity
Source: RefSeq, a predicted model, not a curated record